UGAGAGGGAUUUACUUAAAUCCAUGAAUGUAUGAAGCUAACAGGGGAACUGGUUUAAACCCAGCAAUCUACAGAGCCUCAGGCCCCCAUUCCCCAGUGUCUAAGCAGCCAUUUAGCCCAUCCACCAGUUACGGAAGCCUUAAGUUCCAGCUUGGAAGCUGCCCUCUCCAUCUACAGUGCUUGAACUCUCACCAAGAACUGGGCCAGGCAGCAAAGGAGGUCCAGUAUGUCCCCCUUCAGACAAGGUCAGGUGAGAGGUGGGAGAGGCAGGGGGUCGCAGGAGGAACGAAAGCAGGGACCAUUCAGCCCCUUCCACCUACGACAACACCGGGACCCUGAGAGGUGGCCGAGAGAGGUUGCCCAGCCAGCCAGAAUGGACGGCAGGACACAGUGCACCGACAGCCACAGUGAAACAGUCCCGGGCCAAGUGAGCGUUGGGAGUGAGCUGCCUGGGACCGGCGCUGCUGUUGGCUGGCUACCGGGCCCGGGCAGGCGUCUGAGCCCCUCCAGCCCUCAGUCUCUUCCUCCACCAAGUGGUGGUCACAGGCCAUCUCUCGCUGCUCCCCACUCCUCCUUCCACGACAGCAGCACUGUGUCCAAGGGCUCCCCGCUCGCGGCCUGUGUCCCCAGAACCCCGCCCUUUUCAAACCUAGGAGGGGCCUCAUUUCUCUCCUCUUCUUGGCUGGCGUCCCCUCCCACCCGGGUGCCUUCAAAGCCGCCUCGCUCUCCAGGGGACCUGCCCUUCCCUGCUCCUGGAGUCCCCCAGUCCCAUCAUGCUCAGGGCCCCAAACCCUCCCAUGGCCCCCAAGGCUCCAAGGGCGUCCCCCUCCCCAGCCCACCAGACUCCUCCGGUUCCCCAGUAGGGACCGGCUUAGGCCAACAUGGACUGCACGUUUACUGAGCGCCUACUACGUGCAAAGCUCUGUUGGAGGCUGCAGAAUUCCCUGCUAGACUUGGGCUCCAGUUCCGCCUCCGCGUGUUUAGUUGUCAGAGCUCAAACGGAGCCCUUAGCUUCUCUGGGCCUCGACCUCCCCUUCUCACGCGCGGAGUCCCUACAUUCCCUGGGUGGCAAGAGAAGCGCAGCCAGGGUCCCCGGAGGAGGGAGGCGGCGCCCGAGGCAGAGCGAGGCCCAGCGCUCGCAUGGCCCGCAUGGCCAGGCCUCCUUGCCGGCCGCCAGGCCGCGGCCUUCCCCCGCCCGCGGGCUCCAGUGCCCGGCAGCUCCUGGCCCGGCUGGACGCGCGCCCCCUGGCGGCCCGAGCUGCGGCCGACGUGGCGGCGCUGGUGCGCAGGGCCGGCGCCACAUUGCGCCUGCGCCCCAAGGAGGCUGUUAGGGUGCUGGAUUCUGCAGACAUAGAGGUCACGGACAGUCGCCUGCCUAAUGUCACUUUCGUGGAACACCGGCCCCAGCAUCGGCGGUCAGAAACCUUGGGUACAUGUACCACGCCGUCCCAAGUGACCCAGGGUAAGGCACGUUGUACUUCGAAGCUACCGCAGGCCUCUGGUCAGUUCUGUGUGGAACUGGCCCGUGGUUCCACGGGCUUUGGCUUCACAUUAAGCGGAGGUCGUGAUGCAGCUGGAGACACUCCGCUGGCAGUGCGCGGGCUGCUGAAGGACGGGCCAGCAGAGCGCUGCGGUCGUUUGCAGGCUGGCGACCUCGUGCUCCACAUCAACGGAGAAACAACUCAGGGCCUCACCCAUGCCCAGGUCGUGGAGCGGAUUCGCGGAGGCGGACCCCGGCUCCGGCUGGUGCUAAGCAGGCCUCUUGAGACACACCCCAGCAAGCCUGAGAGGGUGGGAAGGCCCCGGAAAGGCCAUGAUCGCAGCCCAGAUCCUGGGAGACCAGAGGUGAUGAGGUCUCACAGCGCCAGCCCAUCCCUGUUUCAGCACCCUCGAUCCCGUACCACGCCCAAAACCCGGGGCAGCCCAGAGCCUAGCCUAGAGCGGGCGGCCGACAGCUCCGCGGUUUCUCCUGACGACCGAACCCCGGGUUCCCCCGGACCCUGGCUGGUGCCGAGCGAGGAACGGCUCUCGCGUGCCCUAGGGGUUCCGGGGGCCGCGCAGCUCGCCCUGGAGAUGGCAGCCGGAAGGCGGAGGCACUGAGCAUGCAUCAGACGGCUCGGUGCUUACUUGGUACUGCCCAAACUGGAUCUGGUGUGCUCCGCCGGCCGCGCACUAGCAUGACGCGGAGAGCUUCCACUUGGUCUUGUCCCCCCGCCUGCUGCGCAGUCGACCAGCCCGCGCUCCCCUUGCGGCGUCAGUGGCACAGUCCUCCCGGACGGGCCAGCCCUGCACUUCUUGUUUCGGGUGGGGGAGGUAAUAAAAUGGUUCGAUACAGUCUUGA
Messenger RNA from Equus quagga, 2340 nucleotides. RefSeq names its product MAGI family member, X-linked (gene MAGIX). The coding region runs from base 1140 to 2099 and encodes 319 amino acids. The transcript is spliced from 6 exons. Lineage: Eukaryota; Metazoa; Chordata; Mammalia; Perissodactyla; Equidae. Gene Ontology annotation, molecular function: protein binding. The record is from RefSeq and is a predicted model, not a curated record.